Oryzias melastigma (Indian medaka) is the source of this 1253-nucleotide messenger RNA. RefSeq names its product myeloid-associated differentiation marker homolog. The transcript has a single exon. Gene Ontology annotation, cellular component: membrane. The coding region runs from base 344 to 1192 and encodes 282 amino acids. NCBI's taxonomy places the organism in Eukaryota, Metazoa, Chordata, Actinopteri, Beloniformes, Adrianichthyidae. The record is from RefSeq and is a predicted model, not a curated record.
AAACUGGUUUUACCCCAGAGCUCGACUGGCUGACUCACCCAUGAGUCAGGGUGUGUUGAGGACCACAGUCCAGGAAGCUUCAGGACAAACGAGAUAAAGAAUGAGCCGUGUCCAAUCAGGAUUCAGAAGAGCGGCCAUAAACCCCUCAGGCAAGCCCAGGAUACUUUGCCAGAAUACACACCUGAGUUUCAGUUUUAUUGAGCACAUACUUGUUUGUUUGGCAGCUUGCUUAUAUGGAUUUUUUCGUCAGGAUUUGCUUUAAAAGUCAAGGCUUUGAUGACCGGAGAGGAACCAGGGUAAACUGACUUGUUUUUGUUCAUGUCACAGAGACUGUUCUUCAGCCAUGGCCUCCAUGGAUUUGAAAUCUGUCACCCAGCCUGUGGGGAUUGUCCGAAUGAUCGCCACAGUCCUGGCUUGCGUUUGUUUCAGCCUGGUUGCAUCAGCGGGACACAUAGCGUCUUCAUACUGGGCAUGGUGCAUGUUUAGCUGGUGCUUCUGCUGCUUCUUCACGCUCCUGAUUGUCAUCCUGGAGUUCACCACUGUCAACGCCAAGUUGCCCUUCGCCUGGGAAGACUUCACUGCCGCUUUUGCAAUCCUGGCAUGCCUGUUGUGCCUCUCUACCUCCAUCAUUUACCCCGCCUUCUUCACCUGCGGCACGUGUAAGCAGCAGAUUGGAGCCACCGUGGUUUCCUGGGUUUGCUUGGCCUUGUACGUCGGAGAGGUGGUCUUAACACGUCUCCGCUCAACGGGGCAGAACAACGGCUUCCUCUCCACAAUACCCGGCAUAAUGAAGAUCCUGGAGACCUUCAUCGCCUGUAUUAUCUUCACGUCCAUGGAGAACGCGCAGUACGCAGGCUCCCCACCCAUGCAGUGGUGCGUGGCCGUGUUCUCCUUAUGCUUCAUCUUUGCCAUCGUCCUGGUCGUCCUGAGCCUGGCACAGCUCACCUCCUUCAUCCCUUUCUCCUUUGACAAGAUAACGAUUGUCUAUAACAUCCUGGCGACAGUGAUGUACAUGACGGCCAUGGUGAUAUGGCCGCUGUACAGCUUCAGCAUCGGACAGAGUAACAGCCAGCUGGUUCCUAACAAGGAUAAACUGGUGGUGGUGACGGUCAUGGCGGUGUUUAACGUCAUCGUUUACACUCUGGACACCAUCUACGGCCUCCGUCUCGUCUUCUGCAUCCACACUGAGUGAACUGCUGCUCAUCCAAAUGAUUCAGAUCUGUUUAGAACAAGUUCCCCAGUCUGUCUGUAAA